Messenger RNA from Chaetomium strumarium, 2046 nucleotides. Its product is annotated as Six-hairpin glycosidase-like protein. Gene Ontology annotation, biological process: carbohydrate metabolic process. The coding region runs from base 1 to 2046 and encodes 681 amino acids. The record is from RefSeq and is a predicted model, not a curated record. Gene Ontology annotation, molecular function: hydrolase activity, hydrolyzing O-glycosyl compounds. The transcript has 4 exons. Lineage: Eukaryota; Fungi; Ascomycota; Sordariomycetes; Sordariales; Chaetomiaceae.
AUGACAUCCUGUUCAACGCAAAGCACCGAUAGCCAGAUGCGGAAGCAUGGCGUGGGCUACCUCCCCAUCGAAAACUAUGGCUUGAUCGGCAACAUGCGGACUUGUGCUUUGGUGGGCAUGGACGGAAGUGUUGAUUUCAUGUGUUGGCCCGAGUUCGACUCGCCGUCUGUCUUCUGCCGUCUCCUGGACAAGGACAAGGGAGGCUACUUUAGCAUCCACCCGGCUGCGCACCUCAGUUGCACCACCAAGCAGCAGUACCUCCCGUCCUCAAACAUCCUCCAAACGCGGUAUAUCCACGAGGAUGGCGUGGUUGACGUCGUCGACUUCUUCCCGCGGCCCAAGAAUGCCAAAGUCGUCUUCAAGGGGCCGAAGCAGAGCGCAUUCCGCGAAAUGACCAGCGUGCAGGAGGAGCUCAAGCAGUGGCUGGUCCGCCGCGUCGAGUGCAUCCGCGGCUGCAUGCAGAUGGACGUCGAGAUCUUCCCCGCCUUUGAGUACGCGACGGAACCGCACACCACAACCAUCCUGCAGGAGCAGGGGAUUCCGCACAGCACCCAGAGCAAGACGGUCACCUUCCACAGCAAAACCACCAAGCUGCAGCUCGACGUCAGCAUUGACAAGGGCGAGGACGACCACGACAGCUGUCCCACCGUCCGUUUCAAGACGGUGAAGAAGCCCGGCAUGCUGGGCGACGGCGUCGUGGCCAACGUGAGCAUCUGCGAGGGCCAGGCCGUGUCCUUUGUCAUCCGCAACGACGUUCCCAACCACGUCACGGCGAACAUCACCAGCACUGUCCUCGACACCCAGCAGCACGACACACAGACAUACUGGUACAACUGGAUCUCCAGGAGCAGGUACAAGGGCCGCUGGCGCGAGGUCGUGUCGCGCAGCCUCAUGAUCCUGAAGCUGAUGACGUAUGAGCCGACGGGCGCCAUCAUUGCCGCUCCGACCUUUUCCAUCCCCGAGGACAUCGGCGGCGUUCGGCCAUGGGCAAGCAACUGGGACUACCGCUUCUCGUGGGUCCGCGACGCGAGCUUCACCAUCUACAUCCUGCUGCGGCUCGGCUUCACCGAGGAGGCCGACGCCUACAUGAACUUCAUCAGCGAGCGCUUCCAGAGGUCGCGCGUCGCCGACGGCGGACUGCCCAUCAUGUUCACCAUCCGCGGCGAGACCGACAUCCCCGAGCGCGAGCUCACCCACCUGGACGGCUACCGGGGCAGCAAGCCCGUGCGCAUCGGCAACGGCGCCGCCUUCCACCAGCAGUUCGACAUCUACGGCGAGCUCAUGGACGCCAUCUACCUGUACAACAAGUACGGCAAGCCGAUCCACUGGGAUCUGUGGUGCGCCGUGCGCGAGAUGCUCGACUACGUGCUCACCAUCAUGCACCAGCCGGACAUGUCCAUCUGGGAGGUGCGCAACAACAAGCAGAACUUCACCUAUUCCAAGAUCAUGCUGUGGGUGGCUUUCGACCGGGGCCUGCGGCUGGCCGAGAAGCGCAACUUCCCCUGUCCGAACCGCGCCCGGUGGCUCGAGGCGCGGGACGGCCUGUACGAGGAGAUCAUGGAAAAGGGGUACAACAAGGAGAUGAAAUGCUUCAUCCAGAGCUACGAGAACAACACCAUGCUGGACUCGUCGAUACUGAUCGCCCCGCUGGUGUUCUUCAUCGCGCCGAACGACCCCCGGUUUGUCAACACCAUGGACCGCAUUAUGUUGCCGCCGGAGAAGGGCGGGCUGACAAGCACGGGGUUGGUGUAUCGGUACAACACGGAGCUCUCGGAAGAUGGUGUAGGCGGCCGCGAGGGCGCCUUCAGCAUGUGCACCUUCUGGCUGGUAGAAGCCAUGACGCGGGCGUCGGUCUACGAGCCCAAAUAUCUGGUACGGGCAAUCAACCUGUUUGAGAACAUGCUCAGCUUCUCGAACCACCUGAUGAUGUUCUCCGAGGAGAUAUCACGCAGCGGCGAGCAGCUGGGGAACACCCCGCAGGCAUUUAGCCAUCUGGCCCUGAUCAGCGCCGCUUUCAACUUGGAUCGCGUGUCGGAGCAUAGAUAG